Molecule: messenger RNA, 396 nt
Organism: Bipolaris oryzae ATCC 44560
Lineage: Eukaryota; Fungi; Ascomycota; Dothideomycetes; Pleosporales; Pleosporaceae
Exons: 3
Coding region: 1-396 (131 amino acids)
Source: RefSeq, a predicted model, not a curated record
AUGGCAUCGACAACCUCGCAAUCGCACCCACUCCUGCUCGCGACUAGUGCAGCCUACGGCGUGCUAGCCCUGGGCCACACGAUGAAAGGCCUCGAUCAGUUCAAACAUCCAACCAUGAACACGCUUCCACUUGUGCUUCGGGGUGCCUCCAAGAUUGGCUGGUACGAAGGCAGUGGCUUCUUUGUCAUCAUGAGCAUCCUCAACUACAAAUGGUCUCAGGUGGGAGUGUACGACAUAUAUGACAAGAGCAUUGCUGCCAUCUUGACCGGCCUCCUGGCUGCUGCUGGUGCGGCCUAUUGGAAAUCAAACGACAAGCCAACUGCUGUGACGCUGGCUACCGUGGCUAUCCUCCAGGGUCUUGGCGUGAGGAACGGGUGGUACCAGCGCUCUUUUUAG